Trachymyrmex cornetzi is the source of this 1323-nucleotide messenger RNA. Its product is annotated as GTPase Era, mitochondrial. The record is from RefSeq and is a predicted model, not a curated record. Gene Ontology annotation, cellular component: mitochondrial matrix. Gene Ontology annotation, molecular function: ribosomal small subunit binding; GTP binding; rRNA binding. Lineage: Eukaryota; Metazoa; Arthropoda; Insecta; Hymenoptera; Formicidae. Bases 310 to 1323 code for a protein of 337 amino acids. The transcript has 3 exons. Gene Ontology annotation, biological process: ribosomal small subunit assembly.
UUAUGUAUCACGCCGAUGGUGAUGCCAGGUGAUGCCAUGUGUGAGAGUGUAUAAUUUUCAAGAAUCUAUUAAUUAAUCACAGUCUGCACUAGAAAAUUAAUUAAAUCUUACAUAAAUAAAUCACUACGAUUUUGUGACUUGAAAAUUAGAUAUCUAAAAGAAGAAGAAAUUGCUCAUGCAAAUAUAACCUACACACCGCGCUGUAAUGUUUACGAAACAAUAUAAGAAACAAAAAGAAGCAUAAUUUCGGAGAUCUACUCGACGUGCAUAUAAAAUUUCUCAAAAUCGCUUUGAUGUCUUAAACACGAAAUGUUAUUUACGAUCGAGAGGUACGCGAUUCGCGCGAGUGCGCAUUAUUUACGACGAUGUUUCUCAAACAGUGUCGGAACUUCGCCGCAAGAAUUUGCUUUGCAAUCCAAUGAAAAUUGUAUAUCGAUACGUCGUGAAGCUGAAAAGUCUUUGAAGAUCGCUUUUCUAGGCGCGCCAAAUGUCGGAAAAAGCACACUCGUUAAUCAACUUAUUAAACGAUCGAUAUGCCCCGUAUCCUCCAAAGUACACACCACACAAACCAAAGCACAUGCAAUUUAUUGCGAAGGUGAUACUCAGCUUAUAUUUAUGGACACGCCUGGUAUGGUUUCCCUGACUGAAUGUAAAAAGUUCAAGUUAGCCGACAGCUUCAAAAAAGAUCAGAAAGCCUCCUUAAAUGUGGCAGAUAUUAUAGGAAUUGUGCAGGAUGCAGAAAAUAUAUAUACUAGACAUAAAAUUGAUAGAAAUAUAUUAGAACUUUUGACGGAAGAUAUAAGAAAGAAGAUUCCUAUAAUUCUGGUCAUUAAUAAAGUGGACAGAAUAAAGAAGAAGGAGAUAUUGUUAGAUUUUGUAUACACUUUGACCAAAAGUAAGAAGUCUCCAGAUUUCUGUGAUGUAUUUAUGAUAUCUGCUUUAACUAGGGACGGUGUUGACGACUUGAGGACUUACUUAUUAGACUCAGCUAAACCACGAGCCUGGCAGUAUGAAGGACAUGUUUACAGUGAUAAUAAGUGCCAGGAUAUAAUAUGGCAGACAGUAAGAGCAAAGCUACUAGACAUUCUACCAAACGAGGUUCCUUAUCGUUUACUGGUGAAGUUGGAGCACUUCGAUCCAGCACCCGACGACAGUGUCAAUGCAUUGGUAUCCAUUAAAUGCCCCAACAUGCGCAUUGCUCGUCUAUUAACGCGCGGUAGAAAUAAUAGAAUAAGUCAAGUCGCUGUUAUGGCAGAACAGGAACUGCGACACGCUUUUCGUACGUCGGUGAUAUUAAAGCUAGCUGUGGAACCUUCAACAUAA